AUGAGCCCAACUCUGAACAAGAUUGCAACCUCUCUGCAGAGAAGUGGGGCAUUCAUCAAUUCUUUAAUUGCAGCUCUGACUGUGGGUGGACAACAGCUGUUCUCCUCGUUCACAUUCAGAUGUCCCUGUCAGGCUGGGAAAAACUUCUACUACGGCUCUGCUUAUCUUGCCGUCCCUGCCUUGAUCCUUCUGAUGGCUGGCUAUGCACUGAGAAGCCAGGUGUGGACGAUGACUGGCGAGUCCUGCUGCAGCUGUGGUCCCCCGCUCCGAAGGAUCAGCCCCCUGGAGCGCAAGCUGGCUUGCCUGAGGUGGCUUGGCAUCACUGGGCGGGCAGUUGUUGCUCCCUUGACAUGGCUGGCGGUGACGCUGCUGACGGGCACCUACUAUGAGUGUGCAGCCAGUGAGUUUGCAUCCGUGGACCAUUACCCAAUGUUUGAUAAUGUCAGCGCCAGCAAACGAGAUGAGAUCCUGGCUGGGUUUCCCUGUUGUCAGUCAACAACUCCUGAUCUGCUCCUGGUGAGAGAUGAAAUCGCUCUUCUACACAGAUUCCAGUCACAGAUGCUGGGCUGGAUUCUGAUCGCCUUGGCAACCGCUGCUGUCCUGGUGUGCAGCUGCGUGGCACAGUGUUGCUCCCCCCUGACUUCUCUGCAGCAUUACUACUGGGCCAGCCACCUGGAGAAUGAGAGAGCGCUCUUCCGAGAGGCCGCCGAGCAGCACUCCCGGCUUCUCAUCCUGCAGCGUGUUAAGAAGCUGUUUGGCUUUGUUCCUGGGAGUGAAGAUGUCAGACACAUCCGCAUCCCCUCGUGUCAGGACUGGAGGGAGGUCUCCGCACCCAGUCUCUUAUGCAUGGGUGACUGCCUGCAAGGUCACUACAGCGUCCUUGGAGACCGGGUGGAUGAGGAAAAUGAGGAAGACAAAUCCCGAGGCAUUGAGCUAAAACCUUGAUGAACCACCUUUCACCAUUUAAGCUGCUUAACAGAUACUUGGUUGUUACGAUCAUGGGGUUUCAAUGUAAUCUCUUCAUCUUAUUCUCUCUCCUCUGACAUUUGCUUACACAGGCCAUGUAAAAUCUUACAUCUAACAUCAGUAUAUCUGAUAAUUGUGCCAAUCUCUUUGAAAUUUCAUUGAUGGCCUGGUAAUGCUGUGUCAUAUUUGUUUAAGUAAAAACGAGAUGGAAUUUGAAGUUGUAUCAAAAUUUGCACCUUAGUUCUGCUGCUUAGUAGCUGUGUGAAAAUUAGUAUUUCUAAGUACCAUUUUGUCAUCUGCACAUAAUAGUUACCUCAUAGAGCUGCUGUGAGAAUUAAAUAUAAUCAGUGUUCAGCCUUUCACAAAAAAUAAAUGUUAAUGUGAAUUUCUCCUUUUCUCUAAAACGGCAUUCCAUAUCGUCUAUCACUAUUUUUCCUCCCAUUUCUGAUUUUGUAUCUCCCUUUAUAUGAUAUCUAGAACUUUUCACAGCCUUCUUUUUUCAAACUUAAAUAUCUGGCCUUUGGGGAAGGACAAAAAC
Messenger RNA from Carlito syrichta (Philippine tarsier), 1504 nucleotides. It is a transcript of the gene FAM26D, whose product is annotated as family with sequence similarity 26 member D. Gene Ontology annotation, molecular function: monoatomic cation channel activity. The transcript has 2 exons. The coding region runs from base 1 to 945 and encodes 314 amino acids. The record is from RefSeq and is a predicted model, not a curated record. Lineage: Eukaryota; Metazoa; Chordata; Mammalia; Primates; Tarsiidae.